This is a messenger RNA of Anopheles coustani, 2129 nucleotides long. RefSeq names its product U3 small nucleolar RNA-associated protein 4 homolog (gene l(3)72Dn). Gene Ontology annotation, biological process: maturation of SSU-rRNA from tricistronic rRNA transcript (SSU-rRNA, 5.8S rRNA, LSU-rRNA). The record is from RefSeq and is a predicted model, not a curated record. The coding region runs from base 18 to 2129 and encodes 703 amino acids. Gene Ontology annotation, cellular component: t-UTP complex; small-subunit processome; 90S preribosome. The transcript is spliced from 2 exons. Gene Ontology annotation, molecular function: protein binding; RNA binding. NCBI's taxonomy places the organism in Eukaryota, Metazoa, Arthropoda, Insecta, Diptera, Culicidae.
ACCGGCAGUAGUAAAAGAUGAUUUCCAAGCAACCCACUGGCCAGUGCCGGCUUCACAAUGUGCAGUUUUACAAUUUGCUGCCCCGGGCAAUUGUCUGUUCGGCCAUUAACAGUUCACAAACUAAACUAGCCAUCGCACGAGAUGAUGGUACGAUAGAAAUUUGGAAUUUAUCACACGCACCGUUCCUGGAGAAAACGAUUACGGGUGGCGAUGGUGUGAGUGUCGAGGGUCUAGCGUGGGCCGGUACCGGACGCUUGUUUUCGGUUAGCUUGGCCGGAUCACUGAUCGAAUGGGAUCUGUCGCCGGGGGAUCAUCCGCGCGUGAAGCAGACCCUGCUCGUGACGGGCAACGCAGCGUGGUGCGUGGACGUGAGCCGCGACUGGCGGCUGUUGGCAGUCGGCACCGAGGGCGGGUACAUCAACGUGUACCGGCUCGACAACGAUGAGCUGACGUACGAGCGGAUCCUCGACAAACAGGAGGGUCGGAUCGUUUGCUGUCGGUUUGAUUGGACCGGAGACUUCCUGGUGACGGGAUCGGCUGAUGCCGUGCGCGUCUGGGACGUGCGGAAUGGUCACGCCGUACACAAAAUGACCACUGGUCGGCAGGAUCGGAAGCAAGAGACGACCGUGUGGGCGGUGAGCGUGCUGAAAGACUUUACCAUCGUAUCCGUCGAUUCCCGAGGGCGAAUGAUGCUGUUCGAUGGACACCUUGGUACGGUGCUAGAGACUAUGGUCGUGUCCAAGGCCGAUCUGCUCUGCUUGGAGGUGGAUGUCGAAGAGAACAAGGUUUAUGUAGCAGGUGUGGAGCCGAUCAUUCGUAUCUACAGCCGACUCUCCCGAGAAGCUGGUGCUCCAACGCGCUUCAUCCGGUCCGCAUAUCGUCGAGUACACACGCAUGACAUCAAAACGUUAGCGUCGUUUGGUAAUAAGAGUAUCAUUUCCGGUGGCCUCGAUGGAACUCUCGUCAUUACGACAUUUUCAAGUCAUUUGCGGGUGGACAAAUAUCUUCCCCUAUUACAAUCACCCGCAGCUGUGGUGGCAACCAAGAGCCGCACGGUGUUGCUCAAGUACAUCAACUAUCUGGAGGUAUGGACACUCGCUCCAUCAGCCAAUAGUGCAGGUCUGCAAAGCAACGGCGGCAACAAGAUUCUGCAGAUUCGUAGCAAAAACGACGAACACAUUCUGUGCGCCACGAUUUCCCCGAACGGCCGCUGGAUAGUGUACUCCAAUGAGACCACCAUCCGCCUACUGCGCUACGACCACAACCCGACCGAACCGGCCAAGUCGCGUUUGCAGCGUGUACGCAACCUCCCGGAACAGUUCGGCGUGUCGUACCGGGUGGACUUUACGCACGAUUCGAACGGUUUCUUCCUGUACGCACGCAACGGUACGAUAAACUAUUUCGCUUGCACCACCGGCGAUGAGUUCUUCGAUCACAAGCAAUCGAUCGAGGGUUCCCGCUGGCUGUCGGAGGUGAUCCAUCUUUCCGCCGUAUCGCAGUGCGGCCACUAUCUGGUCUGUGCCGACGUGGCCAGCGCAAUCGUAGUGUUCGAACGAAGCAAGACCGCUAACCAGAAUAAAACCGGCAAGUGGAAACGAUCGAUCUCGUUGCCCCGGUAUCGACUUCCCCCAACGGCACUCGCAAUCCAGCCCGGCCGAACGCGGCUCGCGGUCGCCUUUGCCGACCACAAGCUGUUCGUGUACGACUUUGACGAGUUUCAGUUCUUAUUUUCCACCUACGUUCAGCUGGACGGCCCGGACUGGGGUUCACCCGGUCAUCCCAUCGGCGGGAUCGUGUUUGAUCCCCGCUACGAUUCCUCACUGAUACUGCAGAACGAAUCGUACAUCCUUUCGGUACGGUUUGGUGAAAUGGCCACGGUUGAACGCGAAGAAGAAGCACAGCAGGCGGAUCAUUCGAAACGAUUAAAGUCGGGCGAACAAAGAGGCGCAGAAUCCGCCAACGAGGGAAAUCAAUCGAAGUACACGCUGAAGGCCGUCCGCAAAGGAGCACGAUUGGUGAGCAUCUCGUGGCUUGAGGAGGACGAACUGGUAGCCAUCGAGGCGAACGCACUGUCGUUGGUCGAACAUCUGCCGGCCGCAUUCCGGAAGAAGGCGUAUGCAAAAAUGUAA